GGCCCCAGAGGCAGGUUCCAGCCUCAUCGAAAGGCCUCCAGGGCUGUGAAAUGACACAGGCCCUCAUCCUGGGCUGAGCCAGCUGGUCAAGCCUAGCAGGCUGCCCCACAGGAAGCAUGGAGGAGCUGAGCCAGGCCCUGGCGUGCAACUUCACCGUCUCGCAGGACCUGAACAGCCCCACGGCUCCGCACCCUCGCCUGGCCCAGUACAAGCCCAAGCACAGCUCCCUGGAGCAGGGCCAGAGGAGGCGCCGCCUGCUGGAGCUCCAGAAGACGAAACGACUGGAUUAUAUAAACCAUGCUAGAAGGCUGGCAGAGGAUGAUUGGACAUACACGGAGGAGGAGGAGGAGGAGGAGGUGAGAGAGAAAGACAGUGCUGAUGGAAAUCAGGAGGACAUGGAAUUAGAGGUUGUAAAGAAACUGCCGAAGCGAUACGCUAACCAGCUGAUGCUCUCCGAGUGGCUGAUUGAUGUCCCCCCGGAUUUAGAUCAGGAAUGGGUCUUCGUGGUGUGUCCCACAGGGAAGAGAGCUCUGGUGGUGGCAUCCAAGGGCAGCACAGCAGCGUAUACCAAAAGUGGUUUCUGCGUCAAUCGCUUCCCUUCUCUUUUGCCUGGUGGGAACCGCCAUAACUCAGCAACAGGGAAAGAAUACACCAUCUUGGAUUGCAUCUACAGCGAGAUUCAGCAGACGUAUUAUGUCCUUGACGUGAUGUGUUGGCGGGGACACCCUGUCUAUGAUUGUCAGACAGAUUUCAGGUUCUACUGGCUGCAUUCCAAAAUGCAAGAGGAGAUCGACUUGGCGGAGAAAAGCCGAAUAAACCCGUUCAGGUUUGUGGGCCUAAAGAGCUAUUCCUGCAACACGGCUAGCCUGUGUGAGGUUCUGGCGAUGCAGUUCCCCUUUGAGGUAGAUGGUCUCCUUUUCUAUCACAAACAAGUGCACUACAGCCCGGGCAGCACCCCAUUGGUGGGCUGGCUGCGCCCGUACAUGGUCUCCGACAUCUUGGGCAUCGUCGUGCCCGCCUGCCCGCUCACCUCCAAACCGGGUUACGCGGGACAGCAGCUGCAGCAAAUCAUUGAGCACAAGAGGAAUAAAAACAGGCCGGAGGGUCCCACCGAGGAUCCAGCCUCGCAAGACGGCCGUUACGAACUGGAGCAUUUAUCCACCCCUCAGCUGGAAGUGUUGCGCCCCAUCCUGGAGGAUGGCGUGUGCCAGAUGGACAACUGACCAGAGACCAGGAUCUGUCGAGAGGCAUCUCCGUAAACCCUGAUGGGAACCCCAUAUGUAUUUCUACAACAUCUGGGAGGAAAACAAGCCUUUCACACGGACGAGAAAUCUUGUUUCCAAAGUAUUUCGUUCGGAGGGUCCUGGCUUCCCUCCUGCUUCAGAGAUGCCGCUGUUCCUUCAGUUUGUCCUUGGAGAGCAAAAUCGGCCCACGCCGACAGCUGAGCUUCUGAAGCAAUUGGGGAAGAGUCCGUGCAAACCUGGGUUCGAGUUCUCGCAGGGUCACUCGGCCCCCUUGGAUCGCUCGCUGUGCUGCAGAGGCGUCUUCCCACGUGCUUCGAGGCCGUCUGGUGUCAGAUUCCAGGUUUUAAGGGAGGUGUGAAGUUUCCAGAAAGGCACAGAUUCAACGGGGCUUGCAGGGCAUGGUGGAAAAAGUCAAGAUGGUGGCCGUGCGGUGCAACCGAAGCUCUGCGUGGCCGCCAUCUUGACUUUCUCCACCAUGCCUUGUGGCCAUCCCUGCACAGAUUUGAUGCUGAGAGCCCGACUAUGCACUCUUCAUGUUUAAAAAAAAAAAAAAGCAAACACAGAAUAGAUAAGCACAGGAUUCACGUGCUGAAGCCCUUUGGCUUCCUUCCCAUUCUGCCACAUUUCUGGUGUCUGGAUGUUGUGGUGUUACACUCUUAGAUUCACCAAAUAAAGAACUUCUGCAAGAUCUGAAACAA
Messenger RNA from Candoia aspera, 1942 nucleotides. RefSeq names its product snurportin 1 (gene SNUPN). Gene Ontology annotation, biological process: snRNA import into nucleus; protein import into nucleus. Gene Ontology annotation, molecular function: protein binding; nuclear import signal receptor activity. Lineage: Eukaryota; Metazoa; Chordata; Lepidosauria; Squamata; Candoiidae. The record is from RefSeq and is a predicted model, not a curated record. The coding region runs from base 117 to 1223 and encodes 368 amino acids. Gene Ontology annotation, cellular component: cytoplasm; nucleus. The transcript has 9 exons.